Mercenaria mercenaria is the source of this 2698-nucleotide messenger RNA. RefSeq lists its product as uncharacterized. The transcript is spliced from 2 exons. The record is from RefSeq and is a predicted model, not a curated record. The coding region runs from base 85 to 1893 and encodes 602 amino acids. Gene Ontology annotation, cellular component: nucleus. Gene Ontology annotation, molecular function: DNA binding. NCBI's taxonomy places the organism in Eukaryota, Metazoa, Mollusca, Bivalvia, Venerida, Veneridae.
GAUCUCGCGUGAUUUCAUGAAGCUCCGCCCUCCCGGAAGUAAACAAACACCGAAUACACACGCUGAGCUGUCAAAGUGUUCAAAAUGGAAAUUAGACAGACCCAGGCAAAUGUUCGGGGCAAGUACAGGUCAUACUCUGCCAGUGAUUUGCAUGAGGCAUAUGCUGUAGUGGUGGAACAAGGAUUACCUGUUGAGAGAGUUGCCAAACGUUUUAAUAUCCCAAUCACUACACUGAAAGAUAGAGUGAAGGGCAGAGUACACAUUGAUACUGUUCGGUCUGGUCCUCAAACCAUGUUUACAUUAGAGCAAGAAGCUUUUCUCUGCAAACAUUUGAUGACAAUGGCUGAGAUAGGUUUUGGCUAUUCAAGACAAGAGACAAUCAAUCUGGCAACAGACUAUGCAGUACAUUUGGGAAUCCGGGAGAAAAGCAAACCAUUCAGCCUUACAUGGCUUUACAGUUUUCUUGAUAGGUGGCCAGAACUAAAGGUGAAAAAGCCACGCAGUCUAGAAAUUGCUCGUGCAAAAUAUGCAACACGUCCUGCUAUUGACAGGUAUUUCAAUGAACUUAACUCCAUACUUACUAAGUACAAUUUGAAGGAUAAGCCCUCCCACAUUCUUAACAUUGAUGAAAAAGGCCUUAAUCUGGAACACAAACCUCCAAAGAUUGUUGCAGGUGCUCACUACAAGACGCAAGCCGUAACAGCCGGAAGGUCCAAAACAGUAACUGUUAUUGGCGGUGGCAAUGCUCUAGGUCAACAGAUCCCACCAUUUUUCAUUUUUCCGGGAGCUAGGAUGCAGCCAGCACUGAUGGAAGGGGCAGCACCAGGGGCCGAUGGAACUGUAUCAGAAUCCGGUUGGUCCAACACAGAGAUCUUCGGAAAAUAUAUGAAGGAGCAUGUAGAGCCACUUUUGCCAGCACGAAACAAUGACAGCCCAGUAUUGAUACUCUAUGAUGGUCAUAAGAGCCAUGUAUCACUUGGAUUAGUAGAGUGGGCACGAGAUCAGCACAUAGUUUUAUUCGUACUUCCGCCACAUUGCUCACACUUGUUACAGCCUAUGGACGUAUCAUGCUUUGGUCCAUUUGAAGUUGGCUGGAACGCAGCUUGCCACCACCACAUGAGGGAGUCAGGUGGUCGUGUAGUCACACGGUACGAGGUGGGCCGCAUCGCGAGCAAGGUAUACAGCUCUACUCUGACACCUUUAAACAUCCAGUCAGCAUUCAGGCGAUGUGGAAUAUACCCCUUCAAUCCUGAUGUCAUCAAUGACAAAUCCAUAGCUCCGUCAUUGACAUUUCAGCCACGUCCUGAAUCUAGCACAUGUCCUGAUGAGCUACAAGGUGACAAAUCUGAUCCAAAAAAUGAAACAACCAUGUCUGAAGCUAGGAUCUUUUUAGAGAAAAGGGGCGGUCAAAUCCUAGAGAACGUCACUGUUGCCAAGGUCAGGAGGACACUUAGUAAGGUCGUGGGAGGAAAGCCAAUAACUGAAGACACAGUGUUUGAAAACAUGAAAGACCACGUUGCCCAACAGAAAACACCAAGCUCAAGGUCAAAAACACCUAAAAAACAUCAAAAGAAAGACUUACCUUUGUUGAAUAUACCUAAGUCUCCUAGGCCUGUACAACAACCUAGCACAUCCAGCAAUAAUCGGAAGGCAGAUGUAGAAUCCCCAGCCUCAAUAAUUUCCGAUUCUGGUGAUGAAGAUGACACUGAAGUAUGCUCAGUUUGUGGUAGGUUCACUCCAACUGAGUUGAAAUAUUGUGUAAAUCUGACACUGGUAAAGUGGGGAUGCUGCGAUAAAUGCGACAAAUGGGUUCACUUGAGAUUUUGCUCCCCCGUGAAAGUUCUGAGGAGAAACGACCCCUUUCUGUGCCCAAAAUGCACAGAGGAGGAGUAGUUGAAGCACAACUAUGCUGUUGUAUUUUUUAUAAAAACAUAAAAAAAUAGCAAAAAAAAAUUUGACUGUUUUAGAAAUUUGUGCACAGAACGUUACGUUUAAUAUUUUUAGUGUUUAUCAAACUUUUGAACAUUGCCUUUACCUGUAAAAUGACAACCAAUCAGGACCGUCGAAAACAAUGACGUCACUUGGAGGGAAGCGGAUAUUGGUAUGCGGCCAUAUUUCUGAACUUAGAAGGUAAAUAUUUGUUGUGUACGAUUAAAAAUUGUAAGUUUGUUGGGAAAAUGAAUGUUUUUUAUGAUAAUGCUUCAAUUAUCCCAUUAUGCAAAGAUUUAAAAUGAAUAUAGUGCCCGAUUUCCUUACACCGUCGAAAAUAUAAGAAGCCAGGAUAUUAUAAGUCUCAGAUCCCUCCAUCGUUGAACAAAAGGUAGAUAAACAAAAGUAAACUUCACACGCUUCCCUGAUAAAAUCCGAAACCGGAAACAUAUUGAAGGGGAAACAACUGAUUUUGAACGAAAUAUUUUGCCUCAGGCGUAAUACCACUAUUUUUUACAGGUCUGAUGUCUAAAUAUUCUUUCUCUAGUAGGCUGUUAUCAAUCAUGUAACAAGCAGUCGUACUUUAACGGUCAAACUUUGUCUAAUUAAAACAUGUGUAAGAAAGAUGCGCGCGUAAACUUGGCGCAAUUUUAAACGUCAUUUCUCUGUGAUGUACUGUCUUAUAAGUUGGUAUAUACAUCUACUCAUAAUAUAGUUGUAUGUUUGUAUGUAUGCUUGGUCAGUAUAUAAUAUACUCUAGAGCUAGUCA